GCCCUCCUGCAUACCAUUCGAGGGAGUUAACAUCUCGCCAUUCACGGUGCCCGCUGGUUUUUUCCAGUUUUUUCGAGGAUUGUCUGCUUUUGAGCCUGCUUGCCCUGGGAAAUAUGUAAGUCAUUCCUGGACAUGGGCGGUGACUUGGUCGAUUGGUUGCAUUUUUUCCAAUUUAAUGCGAAGUUUUACGGUUACAGCGCCACAGCCACCAUGGUGCAUUCUGCGGGCGUGUUAGUCGUAACAUUUGCGCCGUCUUCUUCACGGUAAAUGUUAAGGGAUCCUGUGAUGUUAUUCCAAAAUUAGCAGGUUAUGUGUGCUGGCGUCAAGGUCCAAAUUUGCAGAAAUGUUGAAAAAAAUACCUGAAUAUUACUCAAUUGGGGAAAAUCUUAAUAAAAAAAAAUGUCACCCUCUGCUGCAAAACAUGGCAGGAACCUCCUUAAGAUGUCUUGAUACUCAGUGGGGCUUUUUUGUACAAAUUAAUAAAUAACAAUAUCAUUAAAAGUCACAGUAUUUGUCUGUUGUCUAAUAAUUCACCAUUCCAGACAAUGCAUUUACAUGUAGUUCUCCUUUACUUCAGAUAUUGAGAGAUGUUUCCAUGAUAUGCCCCGGUGUUUUUUUUUUUUGCAUUUAAGUGGCUACUCUACUCACAGGUACGAUCACUGGAAGGGUUAACUGUGAAAGAGUCGCUGUGAAGAGGCCUGAUCGCUGAGCAAUGAAAAGGUCUUUUAAACAGACAAUGGGAAGAGUGGUCAUUUUGAUGAAAAACUGGCUUAUCCAGCGAUGGACCGGCCCAGAGAUGUGUUUGCAAGGCUAAGCGAUAGACACGCAUUACGAUGUUUCUUGGAAUGAUUUUUUAGUACAUCAAUCAUAUCGUUCUUUCUCUCCCAGCGAUUCAACAGCUGUGCAGUUCCGAAUCUGCCUUCUCUUGCCACGAAAACACCAUUGAGAAUACCUUGAGAGCGGAACCGCAAACAAGGCUGCACGGAUUGGAGCACCGUGAAGGGGGCAUGAGACAUCAGCACAGCGUGGACUCGCACGAGAAGGCAGAGCUGUCCCAGGCGAAGGAGGCCGCUCACCCAUUACAGAGAGAACCGAACCACGAUUGUGGACAAGCAACACGUCCCGAAGACCUGGGGAAGUGUCGCGUCACUGCUGAUGACGUGCUGCAGGUGGAAGCUGGCCAACACAGCUGCAUCCACUUCACGUGGAUGGACUUGCAGCACAACGCGAUGGUCCUCAAACGCGGCCUGCGGGACGGGCGACUACAUCCUCGCGUGUGCGAGGUGAUUGUGAAUGCAAUGGAGCAGUACACCAUGCUACAGAGAGAGAGGCUGGCCUGCCUGGUUUACAAGUACCGUGUCCAAGUCCAAAACAAGCGUAUGGAACAGAAUCUGAUAUCAUCGGGAGAGACAAGUUUAAUUGUCUCGAGGGUCCGAAACAACUUGUAUAACCACCGCAUGGAGUGGACCUCGACUUGGAGCCGGAGGCUGAGGGUUCUUGGGGCGGAGCGGCGGCGAAACGCCAGCUUCCUAACGGGGUGCUUGAGUGUUGUCGAGACGCAUUCCGGCCUCUUCUUGCGGAAGCCUCUCCUUUCCCGGCCAGACAGGUCACUACGUUUCAAACCAGGAAAAGAAUACCAAACACAUCUGGUUUCGAGUACUCGUGCGCCUCUGAUGUGCCAGCAUAAUAAUAAACCUGCAACAGAUGGAUACGCAAGCAAGUCUAAUACUAAAGACGCGCAAAGGUCAAAAUCCAUCAACGUAACGGGCAGCUCUGCGUGCCAAGCCACGGACUCCACAAACUGGUGGCCAUCACGUGCUCCGGUGCCUCCUGUUUUUGCCGAUGACAAGGAACGUUCGGCCCCAACCACGUGCGGAAAUUUGCCAAGAAUCCAACAGAUGGACCGGUGCCGCGUUGCCAUUGGUCACCAAAAUGUCAGUUCCAGGUUGCCUGACAUCAACAAGCCUACGGAGAGAAGACCAAGAGUAUUGUCACACACCGUUUACCUAAGAUCUUACUUUCCUGUGAUGAGUUCUACUGCAGCCAGCAAUAAUACUCAGCAUUCAGAUGCACCCAGCAACAAAGAUCUCCCUUCCAUUCAAAUUCCUUCACCUGCUGUCAUGAAAACAUCUGAAUGAGGAUCGUGGUGCAGAAAAUGUGAAAAAACCUCUUGCCUUCAAUUGCAUUUGUCUUUGAGCGAUUGUACUUUUCUAUAAUGAAUAAAUACAUUUAGUCUGGCCCUUUUGCCAGUUCACGACUGGAUCAAGGCCUUUCUGCACCGUGUUGGUUACGGGGAUUGUUUGACCAUAUUUCACAUCGGUGAUCAGUGCGGAUUGGCCAAGGGGAAGCCCAAGCCUGAUUCCAGCGCGAUGUACCAUUUGCAAUACCACCCGUUUCACAAUUCUAAUAUGAAUUACGCAUCAAAUAAAUAAUGCACCCCUUUAUGAAUUCACUUGUUUGCCCAAACGUGACCAAAGCAAAUUUUAACGAAACACCGCAAGGCAAAACCUUAUUGACCCUGUUCCUAAAUCCCACAUCAUCACUGACUAACCCAUUUUGGAGUCAUCAUUAUGAGCGCCACAGCACUGAACGGACAAUAACCCAGGUUCUCCAGUAACAAAACAUUCACACUCCCAUCGGCUCCUGGAAAGACCAUUGGGAACAUGCAGGGUGCGAUCGCAGUCGCCUUCCAGGAAAAUCGAAGCCGUCACCAGUGCUCCGUGUUAUGAUUUGUUGGAGUACAAAUUGAAGGCUGACAUUCAUCAGAAACACAGCGUGUAAGAUUGAGAAAGGGGAGCACGCGACACGCUCUGCGCAUACGACGACGAUGGGAUUGAUGGUAAAGCUCGGAUGGGAUGUUCUGGGACAUCUCGCAAACAGCCCAGACCUAACCCCCUUUGGUAUUCCAUCUGGACGGGCCUCUGAAAGAAGCCUCUACAUCGAUGAUGGUUCACCUGCGAUGAGGCUGCGUAAGCAGUGCUGCAAUAAUGGCUUAGGGGCCAACCAGAAAUCUUCCGUGAUGCUUGGUUUAGGAAGCUUAUGGAUGGCCGGGACAACUGUGUUUUAGUAGCGGGUGACUAUUUAGAGAAAUAUUUUGUCGUUUAAUGUGGACAAAUGUUUUCUCAAAUGACUCUUAACAUGUUUCUUUACUUCAUGGAAUACCCUUGUAUAUAUUUAUUUAACACGGUUGCUUAGCACAGGGGCCAAAGACUGAAAGUGCCAAGCAGCCAGUAGCAGAAGGGUUAAAUGUAUAACAGAUUCAUUUCUUAAAUUAUGCAAACGAGCAAGCUUAUGAUAACUUUUCGUCAGAUGUGCUUCGUGUGAACACGCAUUUCUAACUGUUUAAUGCAAACAAGAUGAGCAUGUUAAAACUGCAGCGCUGGAUAUCAGCUGUCACAACUGCAGUCUUUUGUAUUGAGGCCAAAUUAAUUUGCUACAUUUAAGAGCAAACGAGACAACUGCUAGAAUGUAUAGUAGACGGACAUACAGUGAGGGAAAAAAGUAUAUGAUCCCCUGCUGAUUUUGUAUGUUUGCCCACUGAUAAAGAAAUGAUCAGUCUAUAAUUUUAAUGGUAGGUUUAUUUGAAC
Petromyzon marinus (sea lamprey) is the source of this 3587-nucleotide messenger RNA. The record is from RefSeq and is a predicted model, not a curated record. Lineage: Eukaryota; Metazoa; Chordata; Hyperoartia; Petromyzontiformes; Petromyzontidae.